AGCAACUUCACUUCAUCCUCAGCAUCAUCAGUCCGGGAGAUGUUUAAACUGCACUGAGGAGCAUUGAGCCUGAAUGUGAGGUUUUACUGUCACUUCUGUUCACGGUGACAGAAGACCCGGAUAUUCUUUCUCUCGUGUGUAAAAGUGUUUUUAAAAUUGAAUUAUUUUAAACUGAAGGAGAACAUUGUUGUUUUUGUUUCUUUUUAUGCACACUGGAUGGACUUCAAGCUCUUAAUUUUCACUCAUUAAAUGGAUUCAGGAGGUAAUUAGAGAUUUCAAAUCACAGCACGUUUCUCCAUUAGAGGACUUUCUUUGUAUAUUUUUUAAAGACUGAUCCGGAUCCGAUCUCGUGGCUUUGGCGGACUCUUCCAGCUGAAACGGCUUUAAUGGAAACAUGACUAAAGCUGCAGCCGGACCGGUUCUCCCGCACAGCCUCUUCCUCCUACACCUGCUCCCCCUGUUACUGCUCCAUGCCUCCCCGGUGAGUCUCUCCGCGCUGCCCGGACAUCCUACGCGCUUCUUCGGACACAUAGCGGAGAACUCCCCGGCCGGGACGCCGGUGGACGGGGUGCUGCUGUCGCUCGGACCCAGCGGCUGCCCCGGAGCGGACCUGCACGCCAGCCUGAAGGGGGAUUACGCGUCUGAUUUUAGGCUCGUUCAUCACCGAGGACACCGGAAUCACCGGGGGCAUCUGGGUCUGGUCUGCGCCAAAGCUUUGGACCGGGAGUUCAUCGCGAUGUACGAGCUGACGGUGGAUCUGCCUCCGCGCUGCAUGAAGAGUGCGGCAGCCGUCCAGGUGGAAGUGUCAGACCGGAACGACAACAUCCCGAUGUUCACCGGCGGGAACCAGACCGUCGAGGUGGACGAGCUUACGCCGCUCGGCACCGAGCUGGCCCGUUUUGACGCAAAGGACGGAGACGCAGAGAGGAACGGACGCGUCACUUUUUACGCCUCACCGGAGUCUCACCUGCUGCACGUGGUUCCUCAGACCGGGCAGGUGAGGCUGGUCGGGUCCCUGCUCGGGGUCAGUCAGGUGACUCUGCGGCUGUACGUGAGGGACGGCGGGGACGUGGCGCUGACAGGUGAGCCGGUGUUCCUGCGCGUAAAGGUCGGCAGCUCUAGCAGAGCGCGGCGGAAGCCCCGGGCUCUGUCCGAGGAGCUCACCUACACCGUGACCGUCCCGGACCACGUCAGAGUCGGGGACAUGGUGUUCACGGUGCCGGAUCAGAGGUUCGAGCAGCGCCGCUUCGAGGUGAUCUCUGAGGCGGACUCUCCGGUCCAGAUCGAGCGGGACUCAGGGCGUCUGUACCUGGCGAGCAGCCUGCGGGAGCCCGCCGAGGUGACGGUGAAGAUCCAGAACCUCCGAGGUGAAGAGUGGUACCUGUGCAGGCUGACUCUGAGCAUGCCCAGUCAGGCCGACCUGCAGUGGUCCAUGUUCCCCUCCCCUUACCUGAGCGCUGUGGGUCCAGACGCCUCGGCUGGGUCUGUGGUGUACCGACUGUCGGCACGGCAACGAGACGGGACGCUGGGACAGGUCCAGUACUUCCUUCUGGACGGAGGGGAGGAGUGCUUCGAGGUGGACCGCCGCUCAGGUGAGAUCAGGACAACGGGACGACCUCUGACGCCCAGUAAGGAGUACCUGCUGCAGGUGCAGGCGGUGGACGGGCGAGGUCGUAAAGGCUCUCCGGCUGCGGUUUCCAUCCUGGCAGGUUAUCGUCCGCCUCAGUUCACCAACUCCACCUACACCCUGAACGUACCGGAGAACACCGCUGUGGGACAACCUGUUGCCGAGGUCCAGGCCGUCUCCUUCCAGAAGAAGAGUCUGUCCUACAUGCUGCUGGUGAACCCCGGGAAUCUGUUCAGCAUCAACCAGGAGAGCGGAGCGCUCAGCCUCACCAGGACCGUCGACUACGAGAGCGGACACAACCUCCACGCGCUGCAGGUCCGCGCCUCCGAGCUCAACACCGGCCUCAGCGGCGUGGCAGAGGUUGUUGUUCUUAUAACGGAUGAAAACGACUGCACGCCAGAGUUCCUGCACGCCAUCUACACCAGAGACAACAUACCUGAGAGCAUCGCACCCGGAACCUCCCUGCUGCAAGGUAACACACACACACACACGCACACACACACACACACACACACACACACACGCACACGCACACACACACACACACACACACACACACACACACACACACACAGAGACACACACAGAGAGGCUGAUCUCUGGAGUUGGUUCUGGUUAAAUAUUGGCCCUCGGUCAGUGAACACAUCACCAGCUCAUUCCACCUGUGGUCACCUCUUCUGUCGCUUCUCUGUCUCGCUCCUUCUCACCUUCUCUCUUCACUUCAUCCACUUCUCUCAAACUUUUCUCUUCUUUCUACUUUUCUUUUCUUUUCUGUACUUUUUAAUUGCAAUCAAUCUUCACAUUUCCUUUACCGUUCUCUCUCUCAGGUAUAAGACCUUCCUAAGUGAGGAUGCCGGUCCUGACACGCUGGUCGCCAUCGUUCACGCCAACGACCCGGACGGAGACGCCGUCUCUUACGCAAUCACCGGUGGUAAUGAAGACAGCAACUUCCUGCUGGACAACCAGAAAGGAAUAAUAAAGCUGAGGAGGAGUCCCCCUCCGAGGCUCCGAGGACCUCAGUACGUCCUCAACAUCACCGCCACGGACGACAACGCCUCCGGUGGGCCGUACCCGCUCAGCAGCUCGGCCCAGGUCAUCGUAGGAAUCAACGACAUCAACAACAACAAGCCCGUCUUCCAGGAGUGUCAGAACUACAGUCUGAACGCCGUGGUCCUGGAGAAUCUGCCUCCGGGGACGUUUGUCCUGCGAGUCCAGGCCCGCGACGCCGACAUGGGCGUCAACGGGGAGGUCAAGUACGGCAUCAUGCACAGAGACGGCGUGUCGUCCGGGUUUGACAUCGACCCUGACACCGGUGUGAUCACCACGACGGCGAGCUUCGACCGGGAGCGUCAGAGGGAGUUCACGCUGUCGGUGACGGCCACAGAUCAGGCCGAGGAGCCGCUCAUAGGGAUCUGUCAGAUCACCGUCCUCAUCGCCGACCAGAACGACAACGACCCAAAGUUUGAGAACAGCCGCUACCAGUACUUCCUGCGUGAGGACACUCCCGUCGGGACUAGUUUCCUGCGAGCGGCGGCACACGAUGACGACCAGGGGAGCAACUCGGCCAUCACGUACUCUCUGUCCAAUCAGAAGCCGGCUUACCUGCACAUCAACCCCAGUACGGGCUGGAUCUACGUCAACCACCCCAUCUCUCAGACGUCCAGGAUCAACCAGCAGAUCGUGGCGUCGGAUGGAGGAAACCGCAGCAGCUCCGUGGAGCUCACCGUCAUCAUCACCAACGUGCACAACCAGCCGCCGCACUGGGAGAAGCCCGAGUACUGGGUGACCGUGCCGGAAAACACCGCCAGAGACGCCAAGAUAGUGACCAUCAAGGCCACGUCCCCGCUCGGUGACCCCCGCGUGACCUACAACCUGGAGGAGGGUCAAGUCCCGGAGACCAACAUGCCCGUCCGGUUCUACGUCAAGCCGAACCGGGCCGACAGCUCGGCGUCCAUCCUGGUGGCCGAGAACCUGGACUACGAGACGACUCGCUUCUUCACGCUCAGGGUCAGAGUCCAGAACGUCGCCGCCGUGCCGCUCGCGUCCUUCACGACCGUCUACGUCAACGUGACAGACGUGAACGACAACGUCCCUUUCUUCCUGUCGUCCACCUACGAGGCCACGGUUCCCGAGGGGGCGGAGAUUGGCACCUCGGUCGCUCAGGUGUCGGCAACGGACCUGGACUCGGGUCUGCACGGCAAGAUCCACUACGUGAUCCUGAAAGACGAGAGCGGGGACUCUCAGUUCUUCAGCAUCGACUCUCGCAGCGGCGUCAUCGUCACCCGAGCGUCCUUCGACCGCGAGCAGAAAGCGUCCUACCUGAUCGAGGUCCAAUCGCAGGACGGCUCCGAGUCCUCCAGACCGGGUCAGCAGGGGCAGCCCAACACCGACACGGCCUACGUCAGGAUCUUCAUCACGGACGUUAACGACAACGCGCCGGCGUUCCCCCAGCCGGUCUACGAGGUGAGCGUAGAGGAAGACAAGGAGGUCGGCUACGUCCUCAUCACGGUCACCGCCAACGACGAGGACGAAGGUGCCAACGCUAAGCUGCGUUACCAGAUCACCUCGGGGAACGCCAUGGGCACCUUCGACGUGGAGCCCGAGGUGGGCACCAUCUUCGUGGCUCAGCCGCUCGACUACGAGAUGGAGCAGCGCUACGAGCUGCGGCUGGUCGCCUCCGACGGGAAGUGGGAGAACGAGACGCUGGUGGUGGUCCAGGUGGGCAACCGCAACGACGAGGCGCCCGUCUUCAGCCAGACCGAGUACCACGCCGCCGUGACGGAGGAGCUCACGCAGCUUCCUGUCUUCAUGCUCGAGGUUUCGGCCACAGAUCCCGACCAGGAAGCCGACCAGACCGCUCUACGAUACUCCCUCCACGGCCAGGGCGCUGGCGGCGAGUUCUCCAUCGACGAACGCACCGGAAGAAUCUACUCCCAGAGACGCCUGGACCGAGAGGAGAGGGCGGCGUGGAGGUUCCUCGUGCUGGCUACGGACGAAGGCGGAGCGGGACUCACGGGAUUCGCCGACGUGCUCUUGGAGGUCAAAGACGUCAACGACAACGCGCCCUUCUUCCCGUGUCCGGCGCUGGAAAUAGACGGGUGCUUCGUCGGCCAAGUGCCCGAAAACUCUCCCGCCGACACCUCCGUGAUGGAGAUGCGAGCCAUGGACCUGGACGACCCCAACGAGGGCAAGAACGCCAUGCUGACCUACAGCAUCAUCAGGAACGUGCGCAACGAGAUCAACCUCAACCUGUUCUCCAUCAACGCCAGCACGGGGACCAUCUACACUGUGCUGCGCUCGCUGGACCGCGAGGCCGAGGAGCGGUACCUGGUCGUGGUGGAGGCCAGGGACGGAGGGGGUUUGGCGGGAACGGGGACGGCCACCAUCUUGAUUUCUGAUGUCAACGAUCACCCGCCGGUCUUCACUCAAAGACUCUACAGCGCUCAGGUGACCGAGGACCUGGAGGUGAACAGCGAGGUCCUCGUGGUUUCCGCCACGGACGGAGACGAGGGCGAGAACGCCGUGGUCACCUUCAGCAUCGUCGGUGGCGACGAGGACAGGAAGUUCUUCGUGGAGACGGACAAAGCGAACCGACGCGGCGUUGUGAAACUCAAGAAGAGGGUCGACUUCGAGAAGCCCCAGGAGAGAACCUUCAACCUGACCCUGAAAGCGGAGGACGCCGACUUCUUCGGCCUCGCUCACUGCCUCGUCCAGGUGGAGGAUGCCAACGACCACGCCCCCGUGUUCCUCCCGCAGUUCUACGAGUCGCCCGCCAUGUCUGAAGACGUUCCUGUGGGGACGAUCGUUGCCCAGGUGACGGCGUCGGAUCUGGACUCGGGCCAAAACGGACGCUUCUCUUACAGCGUCGCCAAAGAGUCGGACCCCUACGGUCAGUUUCUGGUGGACCAGUCGGGCUGGGUGGUCGUGGCGGACGCUCUGGACCGGGAGAAGAUCUCACAGCACAGGAUCGUGGUCCUCGCCGCAGACAGCGGGAGUCCGUCUUUGACCGGUUCUGCCAUCGUCAUGGUAACUGUGCUCGACAUCAACGACAACGGGCCGGAGUUCGAGGCCCCCUACAGGCCCGUCGUCUGGGAGAACAUGGCGGCGCCCCAAGCGGUUCAGAUGAACGACACCUCCACGCUCCUGCACGCCACCGACCGGGACACCUCCGCCAACGGGGGACCAUUCUCCAUACGACUCCUCAUGCUCACCUCGGACGCCACCAACUUCAAUCUGACCGACUUUCGGAACGGGAGCGCCGCCGUCACCGCCCUCCGGACCUUCGACCGCGAGCGGCAGAAGGAGUACCUCCUCCCGAUCCUCAUGAUCGACAGCGGCUCUCCUCCGAUGAGCUCCACCAGCACGCUGACCGUCGUCAUCGGCGACAGGAACGACCACCCUCACUCACCUGGACACACCAGCUUCGUCGUCUACAGUUAUGAAGGUAUCCUCCCGACGACGCUGCUCGGACGAGUUCAAUCCCCCGACCUUGAUGACUGGAGCGAGAAGGUGUACCGCUUCGAAGGCAAACCAUCCAGGUUGUUCAGUCUGAAUCAGAGUUCUGGUCAGCUCAGUAUCAGAGAGGGGACUCCUCCCGGCUCGUAUCACCUGCAGGUCCGAGUGUCCGACCUCACCUGGCCUGACGUCACCUCCACGGCUCAGGUGGAGGUCAGGGAGCUACAGCAGGACGCCCUGCAGAACGCCGCGUCCAUCCGCAUCAGCAAUCUGACGCUGGACGACUUCUUCAGGAGCGUUGGCGGUGAGGAGAGUCGGUUCGUGCGUCUGGGUCUGGUGUUGUCUGAACUCCUGCAGACUUCACCUGAAAACGUUCACGUCUUCUCCGUGGGUGAAGCCGGCGUCCGGGGAGAGAAAGAGUUAAACGUGUGGUUCGCGGCUCGCGGCUCGCCGUACUACAAGGCGGAGAAGCUGCACGGCUACGUCGCAGCAAACAAAGCCCAGGUGGAGGCGGUGGUGGGCGUGUCCAUCUCUCAGGUGGGCGUUGACGACUGUCCGCACACGGACUGCGCUCAGUCUGGAGGCUGCAGCACAGAGGUGACCUUCAGCCAGGCCCCGAAGGCGCUGAGCAGCGGGAACACGUCUCUGGUGUCGCUGUCGGCCAAAACCAAGGCUCGCUGCGGCUGCCGAGGGCGAGAGGCCAUCCACCUGCCCUGCUCCGCCUACCCCACCAACCCCUGCCUCAACGGGGGCACCUGCCAGGACGGACCGCUGGGAUACAGGUGUAAGUGUCCUCCCAUGUUCGAUGGUCCCGAGUGUCAGCAGACCAAACACAGCUUCGGCGGUCAGGGCUACGCCUGGUUCCCUCCCAUCAUGCCUUGCUUCCAGAGCCACAUCUCCCUGGAGUUCCUGGCGGAGUCACCGAACGGGCUGCUGCUGUACGACGGGCCGCUCGGCCCCGCCCACUCCGGGGAGCAGGAGGACUUCAUCGCAGUCGAGUUGAGAAACGGCGUUCCAGCUCUGAGCAUUAACCACGGAUCAGGAAGUCUGACUCUGCAGCUCCCUCCCAAAUCCACCGUCACCGACCGACGCUGGCACCGCCUCGACAUCAUCAGUGAUGGAAAGGUGGUGCAGCUGAUCCUGGACCAGUGUGGGGGGGCGGUGGUGAACGAGUUGGAGGGUGUCGGGGGGGAGGAUCAGGAGACGGACGAGUCGGGCUGCAGAGCUGUGGGAGAAACGCCCGGAAACCAGAAGUAUCUAAAUGUCUUUCAGCCUCUUCAGUUGGGAGGAAUGAAGGAAUCGUCUCCUCAUCGUCGUUACAGCAGCUUCACCGGCUGCAUCCGCAACCUGGUGGUGGACAGUCAGGUGUACGACCUGGCGUCCCCCGGCGAGAGCGUGGACAGCUCCCCUGGGUGCCGCCUGACAGACGGGGUGUGCGUGACGGUGGGCGGCCCCUCCUGUGGCGUGCAGGCCUCCUGCCUCGCCGACUGGGGCUCCUUCAGCUGCGAGUGUCACGCAGGAUACACGGGACACAAGUGUGACAGAGCCGCCCCGGAGUUCUCCUUCGACUCGGGCAGCGCCGUGAGGUAUCAGCUCAGAGGAGGCGGCAGCUCUCGCCGCACGCACGUCCAGCUGCUGCUCCGAACCCGAGCGCCCUCCGGCACCUUGCUCUCCGUGAUGUCCCGGGAGGCCAACGAGUACAUCGUCCUGGAGAUCGCAGAGGGUCACCUCUCCGUCCGGUCCAACCUCGGCGACGGCGCCCACGCCCUGAGGCUCCCCGGCCUGCGGGUGGACAUCGGACAGUGGGUGCAGGUCAGCCUCAGUCGCCAUGACAACCUGUACACCCUGCGGCUGGAGCAUGGCGGCGGCUCGCGGGAGGUCCGGGCCCGGCUGGGGAGCCGCAGGGAGCUCGUGGUCCACCCGGCCAGCGUGAUGGUCGGGAACAUGCCGAACGCCGGAGACACGGCCGACUUCCAGGGCUGCCUGAGGGACGUUCGGUUCAACGCUCAGCUCCUCCCUCUGGACGGGCAGAGUCGAGACUUGGUGACGGUGCUGGAGAGGCGGGGCGUCACCUCGGGGUGCUCCAGCGACGCCUGCAGCAGCCAACCGUGUCGCAGCCCUCUACGCUGCAUCGACCUGUGGAGGAAACACCAGUGCAGGUGUCCAGGCAGUCAGGUGACGGUGACGGAGGACUCCGGCGAGCAGCGGUGUGUCCCGUCUCCCUGCGGAGCGUCCUCGUGUCGUAACGGCGGCGUCUGCCAGGCGCUGUCGCCCGACAGUUACCGCUGCCGCUGUCAGGACGGGUUCAGGGGUCAGCGCUGCGAGCUGGGGCAGCUCAAAGGUCACCGGCUGGCCGCUCUCAGCCCGAGCUCCAUCCUCGCCAUCAGCAUGUGUCUGCUCGUCUUCUUCGCGGUACUGGUGGCGGUGACGGUGUGGAACCAGAAAGGCAGCCGCAACAAGUUCAGGAAGCGAGGAGUUUAUCACAUCCCCGCUGAACACGAGAGCUGGGAGGACAUCCGAGAAAACAUCCUCAACUACAACGAGGAGGGAGGGGGGGAGCAGGACCAGAACGGAUAUGACAUCACGGAGCUGAAGCGCCCGCUCUGCUCCAGUCUGUCUCAGUCGUCGUCCUGCACCACCGCCCCGCUCAUCAAGUCGUCCCCCGGCUCCCAGGAGGAGGUUCACCCGUCCGGCUCCUCCUGCAGCUCGGGCGCUCCCUACCUCAGCAUCCCCCAUCACCACCACCACCACCAUCAGCACGCCACGGGCAGCUACGCCGACUCGCCCUACGCUAACUUCACCGCUCCCGCGAGCCGGGACGUCGACCAGAGCGACGUGGGAGGUUACGUGGACGUGUCGUCGGCGUCGCGCUCUCACGUGGACUUUAAGAGCUACGUGGCGAGGAUCAUCUGGGAGGCGGACAACGACAGCGAGGCGUUCCCGACGGACGCCUAUCACGUGUGGUGCGUGGAGGGCUCGGGGUCGUCCGCGGGAAGCCUCAGCUCGCUGGGGUCGGCGGCGUCGCGUAGGAACAUUGGCUCCGCCCCCUGUGUGGAGGAGGAGGAGGAGGAUGACGGAGGGUUCGCUAACGACCGGCUGUCCCGCUGGGGACCGAAGUUUGAGGCUCUGAGCGAGAUGUACGACCGGCCGCAGCUCGCCCUCACCUACAGAGACGCUGUGGACUACAUGCAGCGCAGCCACAGCCAAGACCUGCUGCCACAUCACCACUAGAGGGCGCCACACCGAUAAACAAACAGAUUAAAGCAGACGGAGGGGGAGGCAGCGCUGCGUUCACGUCCUUCAGACACAAAAUAAAAAACAGGAGGACGAGUCCGAUCUUCUGAAGAAGGGAGUGAAUAUCUUUAAAGGAAAUAAUAUUUUUUUAUAUUUACAGAUUUCUAGAAAA
This is a messenger RNA of Labrus mixtus (cuckoo wrasse), 9488 nucleotides long. Its product is annotated as putative neural-cadherin 2. Gene Ontology annotation, molecular function: calcium ion binding; cadherin binding. Gene Ontology annotation, biological process: homophilic cell-cell adhesion; adherens junction organization; cell-cell junction assembly. The coding region runs from base 395 to 9313 and encodes 2972 amino acids. Lineage: Eukaryota; Metazoa; Chordata; Actinopteri; Labriformes; Labridae. Gene Ontology annotation, cellular component: catenin complex; plasma membrane; adherens junction. The transcript is spliced from 33 exons. The record is from RefSeq and is a predicted model, not a curated record.